Molecule: messenger RNA, 8424 nt
Organism: Xiphophorus hellerii (green swordtail)
Lineage: Eukaryota; Metazoa; Chordata; Actinopteri; Cyprinodontiformes; Poeciliidae
Gene: znf532
Product: zinc finger protein 532
Exons: 9
Coding region: 2364-6230 (1288 amino acids)
Source: RefSeq, a predicted model, not a curated record
GCUGCUCCUGCUCCCGAGCCAGAGUGGAGAGUCCCCUCACCCUGCUGCACAUGCAGAGACAAAAGGCCUCAUUUGACUGCUGAACACUGCCCCCUUUCGCCAUCCACUACUUCACGCCUCAGCUGUGGAGGUGGCAUUGGUGCUGAUUUUGAUGGCGUUUGUGACAAAACGAGGCCUCCACCGAGACUGAUAACUACUCCAGUGAAGAACAGAAGGAACAAGGGGCGGUGGAGGUGGGGAAGGAGGAAGGAGGAAAGAGGCUGGAACAGUGGGCUGUUAAAAGCAAGCGCUGAGGCCUCUACAGGAAAAAAAAAAAUUCUCCUUGAUAUUUCUCAGAGUGGAAAAUAAAUCUGACAAGGGUAUGCUUCGUUUACCUAUAUAUGCAUGAGUGCAUGCUCACCUUCAUCUGUGUCUUUGUGGGGGUGUAAGUUGGUUGGGGGGCAGAAGGAGGGAAUCUGAGGGAAUGAAAGUGCGUCUUUUUGAUUGUUGCCUGUGUGUUACGUUGCUUGCCUUCACACCACAUUGAUCAAUCUAGUGCUGCUGACAGAUAUUUAAAGCAUUUGAGUAUUUUUGUAGUUGAUGUUAAAGCACAGAGAGCUUGCUGUAAGAAACCGACCAGACGGAGACCAUCAUGAUAAGUCAAACAAAGGAGUUGUUUCAUAAUAUUAAAUGAAUUUUCACAUUGAAUCCUGUUAAAUCAAAUGAUCUGAAUUAAUUCUGGCCUGGUCUGAUCUUUUAGCCCCUCGCCAUUUCAUACAUUCGUAGUUUUGGUUGUUUUGUUCCUGAAAAUUUUGGGUGUGAGAUUUAGCUGGAUGUUUCAAACUAACAAUCUAUCGACUACCCAACAUUGUGAUAUUGUGUACCCACGCAGACAACUGAUUUAAAUUAAUGUUCCACAAUCUACCUGUAGCCCACUUUACUUACUGUACAUGACUCAGUUACCAGCAGUAGGUUGGUCAUAGACCCACUUGAGCCCAAUGUUUUGGCUCAAUUAGGCGUCAUAACUUCUCAUAAGUUAACUGAUUUAGCUCCUGGUCAACUUAUGCUAAUUCAUCCCUAUUCCAUACCAACAAGUUGCAAUGUUGCCCUUUCCUUUCUUUCAUUUUGUACCUCGCACGUGUGCCUAAAUAUUUUGGGUAGUAAAUGGAGUCACUGGACAUUUCUUAUCAACCAUCUAUCAAUUUUUAUCGGACUGGGGAAUGUCUUGCACCCACAAUGACAACCAGUUUAAUUGAUUUUCUAAAAUCUAUCCAUGUAACAACAUGUAUUUCUUGUCAGAAGGUCACUCACACUUAUUUUGGUUUGAUUAGAGGUCAUAAUUUCUUAACUCAUCUAAUUGUCCCAAUGUCAUAUACACAUUACAAUUUCAUAACCAUGUAUCUAAGCAGCUGAAUUUCUCGAUUUUUCACCCAGUGCUUUAUAAACAUAAGUAUGUAUGGCCUUUACAGAUAAAUGAAAGUAGGAAGGGACAAAUUGGAAAUUACACAGCUAAAAAAAUUGGGGGUGCAAAUUGACUGCUUAUCUUUUUUUUUUUCCCUCUGACAUUUUUGUAUGUUUAUGGCUCUGAAAAUGAGUCACCUCCCUUGUUAUGUUUCUAGCUUAAAACAAUCUUGAUGACGAAACGUGUCUAUAAAGAAAGAAAACGUCGCAGUGCUUCCUGGGAGGUGGGCACAGCCUCUUCCUGUGCAUUUUUGAGGCCGUGCUGCAGCAACCCAAGGCUUUAUGUCGAGUGACCAGAACCAGCUGAAACCGGUUUGAGGCAGACUGAGGGCUGAUGGGAACAAUGCCGUCUCUAUGCUACACGGGGACACAGAUAACCCAGACUGCUCCACGGCAGCCCCUCACAGCUCAGCCGCUGGUGGCUAACAGGGCUCCCCUGCCUGCUCUUUGCCUGCUGAGUGUUGGGAGUGCAGAGCUGCACGGUUCACGAGGGGAGAAAGGAGAUUUGGGAAGGGACGAGGGCAGGGGGACGGGGCUGGCUAUGAGUCUGUGAAUCUGCUGCUGGGAGCCCUGCCUCACACAUUCACACACACACACUCAACACAGGAGCAUGAUCUAUGUGUCUGUUUAUAUGUCUUAGUGCUGCUUGUGGUGCAGAGAAUGACCGAAGACGAUCCAUAUCAGGACCACCAGCACUCACCAGAUGCCUGGAUGUAACCUGACCUUGUAUUCUGGGCCUUUGCCUGUUUGGGAAGAUAUUUUUUUUUUCCCAGACAGGGUGGGGUGGAUGCCUCCUGUGGGUUAGCUGUGUUGUGACUCUGUUUGUUGCAGGAUGGAAGGCAGCAAGGAAAGAAGGUUUGGCUAAGUGGCUGGACUGAGCGAAGACAAGAGGGUGACCUAAUCAUCAGAACAAGGGAAGGAACAUGGGAGAUAUGAAGACGCCUGACUUUGAUGACCUACUGGCAGCCUUUAACAUCCCUGACAUGGUGGAUCCUAAAGCUGCCAUUGAAUCUGGUCACCAAGAUGAGCAAGAUGGACAACUCAAGCAACAGAGUAAUCGGGGGAUUGACUGUGAAGAUGAGUCUCACAACUCCUGCAGCGAACAUGAUGCUGGUGUUAGUGUAAUUGUAAAAAACAUUUGCAGCACAGACACAAGUGAAUAUGUUGGAACCAAAUUUGAAAAAGACAAGUAUUUUAACUCUCAUUCCCAAGCAAGUGCUGUUGGCAAUGGACUAUCUAAUGGCUGCUUAUCAACAGCACCACCAGCUGCUCAACACACUAAGGAAGGAUUGAAAGUUCCCAGAGAUGAUGGAUAUAAAUUCAAUCCUCAAUCUCCUACUUUCACUCAGUUCAGUCCAAUAUCUAGUGCUGAAGAGUUUGAUGAUGAGGACAAAAUUGAGGUAGUUGACACAACUGGCGCACAGAAAAGCCAAGUCUUCUUUACUUCCAUUGCUAAAACAGAGGACCAGAUUUCAAAGAUUGACAACAAAUCAGGUCAAAACAAGAAUCAGAGUCAAAGGAGAUUUUCUUACAGUCCAUCUCAAUUACCUUUGCCAGAAAAAACCCGGAAAGACAAUUAUUUCAAACCUCAAAAUCAAGCCUCCAUGGAUGCUAUAAAGUCACCUGAGCUAGUUGAUGUGCUAAGUAUCCCACAAGUCAAAGACCAGUCCCCCACAAAACUGUAUUCUUGUAUAGCAGCUAUUGCAUCACUAAGUGGGAAAACAUCUGAAUUUGAUGUGUUGGACUCUAUACCAGCACAGAAAGAGCCUAAACCAUCUAAGGAAAAUCUCAGAGCAAUAGACAGACUACAGGAGCAAGAGUCAGACAUUGACUUGACAAAGAACCUUCUUACCAGAGAACCAGAAAGCCCCUCUGGUGUCAUCAGUGAGGGCAGCAGCAAAGGUUCCCCUGCUUCUAACAUAGACACCACUCCAGUCAUUCCAAAGGUUAGAAUUAAAACAAUUAAGACCUCUUCUGGACAGAUUAAGCGUACUGUCAGUAGAGUCCUUCCGGAAUUUGAAACUGAAAGCUUGAAGAAUGAAGACAAUAGUCCAUGUCUUAUGACAACUACCAGUACAAUUUUUACAUCACCAACAAGGUGCUCUUUGCCAUCGACCGUGGUAGCAACUAGCGGGUGCCCAUCAAUUGAAAUCACGAAACAAAUGACUAUUAAGCCUGUGGCGACAGCUUUCCUGCCAGUAUCCGCAGUCAAAACAGCUGGUUCACAAGUUAUUAACCUUAAGCUGGCUAACAACACUACUGUCAAAGCAACAGUUAUCCCUGCCGCAUCUGUGCAAAGUGCCAGCAGUGCUAUCCUGAAAGCCGCAAAUGCUAUCCAGCAACAAACAGUCAUGGUACCUGCCUCCAGUUUGGCCAAUGCUAAACUUGUGCCAAAGACAGUGCAUCUUAGUAACCUCAGUAUUCUUCCUCAGUCAGUAUCAUCUGUUGCCUGUGAUCUUCAGCAGGUCUUAUGCUCCUCGGAACUUUCUCAAAAGCAACGAUCACAACAAAGUAAACAGACUGGUGUCACUGGCCAAGCUUCCAAAAAGGUCUCUCGGGUUCAGGUGUUCACAAGCUCUCCAGGCUCUGUAGUAGAUGCUUUCAAUAAAGUCCUAAGUAGCCUGAACCCUCUUCCUGUGUAUGUCCCAAACCUCUCUCCACCAACCUCAGCCUGUAUUUCAUUACCCUCCCGGGGCUACAAAUGCCUGGAGUGUGGAGACUCGUUUGCUCUUGAAAAGAGCCUGACGCACCACUAUGAACGCCGGAGUGUGCGAAUCGAAGUCACCUGCAACCACUGUGCCAAAAGUUUGGUUUUCUACAACAAAUGUAGCCUUUUAUCUCAUGCAAGAGGUCACAAGGACAAAGGGGUGGUCAUGCAGUGCUCACAUCUAAUCCUCAAACCCAUUCCUGCAGAUCAGAUGAUUAGUUCAUCAAAUUUGCCAGUGGCCCCUUGUAUCACUAUAAACACCCCCACAUCUCAAGCACAGGCACCUGCAAGUCAAACACAAGCUAAGAUUGCUGGUAGUAACCAGACUACAGUGAUAUCAGCUCCUUGCAGCACUCCCCUUAUGGCAGCCAUGCCUUUGGAGGAUGAUGCAUCAAAGCUUGGUCGGCACAACUUGAAAUGUUUGGAGUGCAAUGAAAUAUUCCAGGAUGACAGUUCACUGGCCAUGCACUAUCAACAAGCACCAGAAUCCAACAGUCAGAAAACAUGCACAGUUUGCCAGAUGCUUCUUCCAAAUCAAUGCAGCUUUCUGUCACACCAACGAAUCCAUCAGCACAAGUCCCCUUAUAUUUGUCCAGAGUGUGGUGCCAGUUGUCGCUCUGUUCACUUUCAGUCCCACGUCACCAAGAACUGCCUGCACUACACUCGCAGAAUCGGCUAUCGCUGUGUUCACUGUAGCAUGAUCUUUGUUGAUGUUACAACUCUCAAGUCUCACAUCCAGAACAUGCACUGUGAGGUCUUCUACAAAUGUCCACUCUGCCCCAUGGCUUUCAAGUCUGCACCAGGAACUCACUCCCAUGCAUACACACAGCAUCCAGGGGCCAAGGCAGGCGAGCCCAAGGUGAUACAUAAAUGCUCCAUGUGUGACACAGUGUUCACUCUCCAGUCCUUGCUCAGCUCACAUUUUGAGCAGCAUAUGUCCAAUUUUAAAGUUUCCGUCUUUAAAUGUCCCGACUGUUCCAUGCACUAUGCACAGAAGCAGCUGAUGCUGGACCACAUUAAGGCCAUCCAUGGAACCCUGAAGACCAUAGAGGGUCCACCAAACCUGGGGAUCAACCUUCCACUUAGCGCCAAGCCCACCAAUUCCAAUAGCGCCAACAGCAACAUCCCUAAAAAUAACAACAAAAAUGGAGAAAAUGUCUUUUGUCAAGACAAGGGAGAAAAGAAGCCUUCAUCAUCGCCACUGAAGACAACCAAUAGCAACUGUGCAGCAGACCUAAAGAGCCCUGUCAGCUCAGGAUACACAUGUGGAGAAUGCAACGCCUCCCUCAGGUCCAGGGAGCUGUUUGUCACACACAUGAAGCGUGAACACGGCAAGAUACUGAAGAAGCAUCCAUGUCAACAGUGUGAUAAGUCUUUCAGCUCCACCCACAGUCUUUGCCGACACAACCGUCUAAAACAUAAAGGACUACGAAAGGUCUACGCCUGCCCACACUGCCCUGCUCUAAGUCAGCCCUUCACAAAAAGAGUGCUGCUGGACCAGCACAUUCAGAUGAUUCACGGAGGUAAACACCCAGCAGGACGGACUGAAAAUGUUGAGACACCACCUGACAAGCAAAUGAACCGAAGCCCCAAAAGAAAUCCAGAUGAAGAUGAGGGGUCUCCAGGCUUGAACUCCAGGGGUUCCGACUCACAACCACUGAAGAGACUAAAAGUGAACAUUCUCAAAAAUCACAAAUGUGCCGUCUGUGGCUUCACCACUGAGGAUAUUGCUGCUUUCCACAAGCACAUUCCCCAGCACAAGUCUGAUGGCUCAUCCCACCAAUGUCAGGAGUGUGGACUCUGCUACACCUCCCCCCGCUCGCUGGCUCGACACCUCUUCAUCGUCCAUCGGCUAAAGGAGCUCAAGAGUCUCGGUAGAUAUAAUGGGAGAGACCGGGAAGAUGAAGAGAGUCAACGGGAAAACCAAUUGGAUGUUGUAGAUGAGAACAAUGACGGGACGCCGAGUACCAAAUGUAAGGUGUGUGGGAAUACGUUUGAGACUGAAGGACAUUUGAAAACUCACAUGAGGACACAUGGGAUGGCAUUCAUAAGGUCAAAGACCCUUAGCGCUGCUCAAAAGUGAGAGAAGGUGAAUUAUAACCAUUCCAUAAGUUUCUUAAACCUGUGGUACCUCCUAUAGAUGUGGUUAUCCUGUAAAUACAUGAUGUUGUAGUGUACAACUUUAUGUAAACAGUAGAAUAUACACGCAAGAAAAUGUAAUACACAUCAAAGUCUCCAUUUGUGUCUUUCAGCAAAAAUAUCAGGAACGUUUUUGUACAGACAGAGAAUUUUCAAAAGACUUUGAGUAAAUUUGUUAAGAUGACCUGAUUAUUUCCAAAGUAUUCUUUUCACUACGACAAAACAAUGUAUAAAACCACUAUUAUAAUCUGCAUUUGAUUAGCAGUCUAAUUUUUAGUGCUUCUGAUAUUCAACGAAAGUCUGGCAGAAAAAAAAAUUAAACUACAGGUAUAGGUAUUUCCUUUGUUGAGGACCUACAUUUCAGAAUAUACUCUGAAACUGCAAUUACAACAAAUUAACUACCUUUUUUUCCUUAUUGCCAUGAAAAGAAAAUGCAGCUGUGCAUCUAUAAUUUGCCUAAAAAUGCUAGAUGCCAAAACAAUUUAAUCCACUUUGAGCUUUCAGAAGAUUUCUGGCCUAUUAAAAACAAACUGCAUCCAACAAAUGUCAAACAAAGUCUGAUGAAUAGAAAAAUGAACAAUGAUUUCAAAACUUAAAUCAUUAAAGUAAAGGUCAAAUAAAAAUUAUUGAGUAUCUCAAAUAAUAAUAUGUUUUUUCCUAAUAAUCCUCAGUCAAAUUCAAGAACAAUUGUAAAAUUUGUUCUCGUCAUGGCAGCUCUCUGAGGUAAAUAUAUUUUUUCCAAAGUACUUAAAACAUAAAAUAUUAAGCGCUUGACUUUCAGUCUUUCCAGAUUGUUAGUGUCAAUUUGUCUUUAGAGCACAGUGGAAAGACUGACAUAUCCAUAGUAAUAUUUAACUGAUUCUUAGAUACUUUUUUUUUUCUUUAUAAUAACUUUUCUAUAUUUUAAAUUGUAGGCCAAUGUUGGAAUUAUGAUGAAUGUGCGCUGCCUUGAAUCUUGCUGAAAAUGAAUGUAACCUAGGCAGUGAAGCUGAAAUAUUGAUAGCACAUAGCAAGUUAAUAAAACAUUAUCUCAAUAGUGUUUUAAUUACUUUUUUGUUCUUGUCAAAAAAAGAGAACCUCUUUGUUCCUAUUUGUCAGCAGCCUCUUUCAUGGAACAAGUCACAAAGUCGAGCCUGUAUUUAAACUGCCUCUGGUUGUAAUGGCUUAUCAAUACAUAAUCAUCAGCUUACAUAAAUCAGCCUAGUUUAAUAGUUAACUUGACAGGGUCAAUAAUGGUCAUUGGACAUAACAGAUGCUUCAAACUGGUAUCAAGCUACAUAUUCAUAACAGAACCAUUCGAGACCAAGCUCUAGAAACUCCCAAAUAAUUUCACAAUUCUGUUGAGGCUGUGUCACUUUUGCCUGGGACAGUUACAACGCUGUGGAAAAAAUGUUUGCCAACUUUAAGUUUCUUUAGUUUUUCCUGUUUUGUUUGUUUUUUUUUAAUCACAGACGUUUCAUAUUGUCAACCACAUUUUAUUAUUGGAUAUAAAAAAAAUAACUUAAUGAGCCACUUUGAGUUGCAGCUAAUGGUGUGCUUCUUUGUGGCAAGAUGGCUAUAUUUUGAAGCAACAUAACUGACCCAGACCACUACACCACCAUUGAAUUUCUAGGCAUGAUGUUCUUUUUCUGAAAUGAAAAAUGUACGCUCUUAACACCAUGUUUAGACUAGUCCAUGUUUCAUAAAUAAGAUGAUGAAAUAGCCCUCGUCUCUACUCUUCGUUAUGUUUGUUAUGAGAACCUCUUUCUGAUUCACCAAAUUGAUUACACUGUAAUUGCCAUUUACUUCAACUAACAUACUGGCCGUUCAAAAGCAACCAUGAAAAUUUGCUUCAAAUAAAAACUAGUCUCUUUUUAAAAGGAAUAAAAUGAAAUCUUUAAGUGUCUUCUCAGCUUUUGACACAACUCCAUCCACAGUCUGAUAAGAAUCUUAAUACUUUGCACUGUAAAGCUGCAUGUGAGAAGCAGUCUGUGAAUUGUGUGAUAAUUAUUAUGUGUCUUACUGCUGCUUCUGCCAUUUUUAAAAAAAUUCUGAUGCUUGUGUGCAAGAUUAUUUUUUAUGUCAAUAAACAGAGAAAAAUGCCAGAAGUGACCCAAUCAUAAAUGCAUAUUAAACAUCAGCUGUUCUCUGAAAAAAUA